Messenger RNA from Lutzomyia longipalpis, 903 nucleotides. Its product is annotated as chymotrypsinogen A-like. NCBI's taxonomy places the organism in Eukaryota, Metazoa, Arthropoda, Insecta, Diptera, Psychodidae. The transcript is spliced from 2 exons. Gene Ontology annotation, molecular function: serine-type endopeptidase activity. Bases 1 to 903 code for a protein of 300 amino acids. The record is from RefSeq and is a predicted model, not a curated record. Gene Ontology annotation, biological process: proteolysis.
AUGGCCAUAAAAGUUAAGAGAAAUGUUUUCCUGUGUCCUAAAUUUCAAGCCCUUAUCAAUGUUUUUGUAAAACCUUUUCAAGAAACUCAACAAGUUUAUGUGGAAGGGCUUAAGAACAAAUCCGAUGAUGUUAUUACAAGAAUCAUCAAUGGAGAAAUAGCCACUGAGGGCCAAUUUCCAUAUCAAGUCCGUCUUAUUAUGUACGGAUCGAGCAAUUGUACUGCGAGAAGACUUCGUUGUGGUGGAAGUAUUAUAGCGAAGAAUUGGGUACUAACUGCUGGUCACUGUACAGCUCCGACUCCUGGAUUGCUGGACACAUUCUUUGUUUUUGAAGUUGAAGCUGGAUCAGUAAUCGCCGAAGAACCACGUCAGCGGAAACUUGUACUGGCAUCCAAUAGUUUCCCUCAUCCAGAAUACAAUCCAAACACUCUCGAGAAUGAUCUUGGGCUUGUGAAGAUGGAUUCUUACUUCGAUUUCAGUACACCCUAUGUCAAACCAGUACCCUUAGUUGCUGCUAAUACGGAUAAGGCCUCGUAUGUUGGGCAAAUAGUUACUGCUUCCGGUUUUGGGUAUAUUGAAAAUGAUGGCCCAGUUUCGAAUGAAUUGCGCUACACCCAACUUCAGGUGAUGGAUUUUGCUACGUGCGUGGCCCUGCCUGCGUAUUCAGGUGAUGAUUUACCAGACACGUCGUUCUGUGCUGAUGGCAUUGGUGAUCCAAAAGGUGCAACAUGUUCUGGUGAUUCCGGAGGACCUAUUACCUUAAUUAUGAAUGGGAAAACCAUACAAAUUGGUAUUGUUUCUUAUGGAAGUAACGAUGGUUGUGAUGCAGCCCCUGGAGGCUACACAAAUGUUGCUCAAUUCAUUCCUUGGAUACAGAGUGUAAUGCGUGAAAAUAAAUAUUAG